Molecule: messenger RNA, 816 nt
Organism: Euleptes europaea (tarantolino)
Lineage: Eukaryota; Metazoa; Chordata; Lepidosauria; Squamata; Sphaerodactylidae
Product: N(4)-(Beta-N-acetylglucosaminyl)-L-asparaginase-like
Biological process (GO): protein deglycosylation
Molecular function (GO): N4-(beta-N-acetylglucosaminyl)-L-asparaginase activity
Source: RefSeq, a predicted model, not a curated record
AUGGCAGCGGCUGCGGGGACUUGGGCCUUCUCCCUCCCCGCAGUGGAGAGGAUGAGGGAGGGGCUGCUGCGAGGGGGCUCGGCGACUGAUUGCCUCCAGGAGGCGAUGCCAGAUAUAGAAAAUGACAAAAAGAUGGGAGUUUUCGUAAUAGGACAGGGAGGCUACCCAAACAAAGAGGGCAUCAUCCAAUGCGAUGCGGCAAUAAUGGAAGGGCAGCCCGGCCGUUUUGGAGCCGUAGCAGCUUUCCAUGGAAUUGGAACUCCUCUUGCCGUUGCUCGUAAGGUCAUGGAAGAGGCUCCUCACACUUUUCUAGCUGGAGACGGCGCUGUGGUUUUUGCUAAAGACCAAGGCUUCACAGUGGAAGACAACAGACGUUUGAUGAGUAAGCGGGGCACUGAGGCAUAUCAGGAGCAUUUAGAAACGGAAAAAAGCUUGAAGAAACAUGAUACGUUAGGUUUGAUCGCUUUGGAUAUCCACAGAAACAUAACAGUUGGGGUUUCUUCCUCUGGGGCUCCCUUUAAAUAUCCAGGAUGAGUGGGGGAUUCUCCGUUGCCAGGAUGCGGGCUGUUUGCUGAUAAAGAGGCUGGUUUGAAACGGAAUCCGCUGUUUGUCUUUCAGGGCUUGUCUCCUGUGGACGCAUGCCAGGCUGUUGUCCAGGAUAUCCUCCAACGAACAGGAAAGGAAAAGAUGUUUGAGCUCAGCAUAAUAGCCUUGAAUAUGAAGGGAGAAGUUGGAGCUGCUUCGUCGAUGGCAUUUCCAUACUGGGUCUGGGCUCAAGGGAAGGACUCUGUAGAGCAACUGACACACCAGCCGUGA